Suillus subaureus is the source of this 2079-nucleotide messenger RNA. RefSeq lists its product as uncharacterized. The record is from RefSeq and is a predicted model, not a curated record. Gene Ontology annotation, molecular function: protein tyrosine phosphatase activity; thiosulfate-cyanide sulfurtransferase activity. NCBI's taxonomy places the organism in Eukaryota, Fungi, Basidiomycota, Agaricomycetes, Boletales, Suillaceae. The transcript has 4 exons. Bases 1 to 2079 code for a protein of 692 amino acids. Gene Ontology annotation, cellular component: nucleus; cytoplasm. Gene Ontology annotation, biological process: positive regulation of G2/M transition of mitotic cell cycle; positive regulation of G2/MI transition of meiotic cell cycle; protein dephosphorylation.
AUGACCUUCUUCUCUACCCUUUCUUCGGCUUCGGCUUCGAUGCAAUACCUACACGCGCCACCUGCUCCUUCUCGCAAGCGCAGCCAGAUGCUCAAUCCUAAACGUGAUGAUAUUGAUGAUUUCUUGUCUUCUGACCUUGAGCUGUCGUUUGCUUCUACCAUGUCUCUCAACUCUCCUCCACGUGACACAAUGACGCUCGCGCAAGAUCACGAUGUCCCAAUGGAUAUCUCGCCUGCGUACCGCCCCCUUCAGAAGGAGAAUGAGAAGACGAACAGGCCUACCACGCGCCCCCGUGCAUCCACCAGUGCCGCUCGCAUUUUCGGUCAGGACAUGAGCAACAGCAAUUUCUCCAAUGACUCCGUCAGCACAAAAACUGGCUCUCAAGCAAACUUCAAACGAACCCAGCGCAGUGCGCUUCCUAUGGAGUGGAUAGUCGCCUCUAAGCCUUUAAGAACCUCUCAGACAAUGGGUGGAAACAUGUUUGCUCCGCCGCCGGAUGUGUCUAUUUCUUUAGCGGCUGAUGACGCCAUGGACGUGGAUCCUGUUCCCGAGGUUUCUGCGCAGGACCUGUUGCCCUCUCCGCCUCUUUCUGCAGCACCCGCUGUGACUGAGUUUAACAAUCUGUUUUAUGGGGCUAUGUCCCAAUCUUACUUAGACACCCCUGGAGGGCUGCAGCCAAAAAAGCGUCGUUCUUUAUCUCCGGAGACCAUUUCGCGGGUUGAUCAUGAAGCUUCGUCAUCGCCUGCUCCUUCGUCCCCUUCGCAGCACAAGCUAGAUCGCAUGGCUACCUUCGCCAAACCUGCACUUCAGGGCCUGGGAGUCCCUCCUAACGCAAGCAAACGAGCCCGGCGUAUUGUCUUCUCAGCCUUGGUACAACCCGGUGUUCCUUCGCCACAAUCCGCAUACCCCACGCUUGAUUCAAACGCUUCGUCAGAGAAGCAGUCAUCACUCGAAUUGCCUCCUUCGCGACGUGCCUUUUCUAUGGUGCCAUCCACUGUCCUCGAACACUUCUCUGAUGAGGGUUCUUCUUUCGACGAUCCUGACAUGUCCUCUCCCGCCCAGGCAUACGCCAAGCGACAGCAGGUCAAGGCCAUCCGCAGACGCGACGGAACGGAGGAUUUCAGACCUCUGACUGGCGCGAUCGCUAUGGUUCAGCGCGAUAUGUUUGAGAGUCCCUCUGCGAAAUUCAUGGCUGCAGGAUUGCCAGGAUUUGGUGAUAAUGAGACACUGGGCAAAGUCUUACCAUGUCACCGCGUGCGCGAGGAUGGCUUGAUGAGGGUCGUACCGAAAACUCUGGAUGACCUUCUUGACGGUGCCUAUAAUUCCCGCAUCGCAAGUUUCCACGUUAUCGACUGCCGCUUUGACUAUGAGUACAAUGGUGGACAUAUUCCCGGCGCCGUCAACAUCAACACCACCACUGGCGUGGAAGAAUUCUUGCUUGGCGUGCAGAAGCCUAAACCAUCUGUUAGUGGCGACUCCCAGAAAAAGACUAUCCUGGUUUUCCACUGUGAAUUCAGUGCAAAGAGAGCUCCAACAUUUGCUAAACAUCUCCGUGCCAAAGACCGCGCGAUGAAUAACCACAUAUAUCCAAAGAUUCAUUAUCCGGAGAUUUACAUCUUGGAAGGCGGGUACUGCGAAUAUUACAAACAGUGUGCUUCUCGCUGUCGUCCUCGGGGCUACGUCACGAUGGACGACCCCAACUUUGCACUUUCCCGCAAAGAGGACUUGGAUCAGUUCCGCAAGGGCAGAUUUGGACGCACCAAGUCAUACGCUUACGGUGACCUGGCUUCGAAGGUUACUGGCAUGACUCAACAGUCAUCCAAGAGGAACACAGCGCCUGCUGGUGCUCCCCAGCUAUUUGCUGCCGCAAACGCCGCUCGUACACGCCGUAAUGGUCUCUCAACUGUGACUGAGAUCGGUAAUAUCACCCAGACAGACGACGAGGAGACCGACAUCGGCGACAGCCCCUGCCCCCCUCCCAAUAAAGGUACCAUGCUGUUAUCAAAGGCGAAAAGACUGGGUCGUGUCGGUAUGACCCGCUCUGAAACUUUUGAUGCGACUCGCAUGGCUGCGCAUUAA